Cladophialophora immunda is the source of this 1726-nucleotide messenger RNA. RefSeq lists its product as uncharacterized. Gene Ontology annotation, molecular function: protein dimerization activity. The transcript has 2 exons. NCBI's taxonomy places the organism in Eukaryota, Fungi, Ascomycota, Eurotiomycetes, Chaetothyriales, Herpotrichiellaceae. The record is from RefSeq and is a predicted model, not a curated record. The coding region runs from base 110 to 1186 and encodes 358 amino acids.
AGCCUGUAACUGACGCAAGCGGAGCUCGUGAAGAUCAUGUACUACUUGUAUUGUAUCAAAGACGUGAUAACAGAACUCUCCUCCCUGAGGAGGAACCCAGACAACAAAAAUGUCACCAUUAUCGAACCCGUUAAUUGACUUGAUCUGUCCCCGAGGACGUCGGUCACUUGGGGAUCCCAGUCAUGUUUGUAUGGACUCUAUGCCAAUGUCUGCCCACACUCUCGUGGACUUUGGCAUCAGCAAUGCGCCUCUCAGCGACAUUGAUAUUUCGAUCUUCCAGCCGUUUAUCCGUCACGAGUACCUGAAGGACCAGCCGGGUCCUUUACAACCACCAGAACAGCAACUGCAGCUACACAAUGUGACGUUUCCCGGCCAGCCGCUUGGGACGGGGGCAGGGCCGCCCUCGCAGUUCCCGCUGUCGCCGCCCAUCUCGUUUUCUGACUACGAGACAUUGCAAUCGACCACCCCGGACGACUGUUACCACUCGAACGCCCUCGCUUUCGAACCACAGCGCCCGGAGUCGGAGGAGGACGAUGACUUAACUGAGGCCUGCCAGCAGUCGGAGGGUUCGACGUCCAACCCUGCCGUGGCCCCGCCGGUCAAUUGGUCCAAGGUCGUGCCGUGGGUGUCGACGAAGCCGCCCUCGCGCGGUCGCCCACGAGGCACCAAACGAAAGUCGGCCGCCCAGAACGUAGAGCCAGUAGACGGCGGCGCCACGACUGCGAAACCCGGCGGCGCCAAACGGGGGAGGAAGCCUCGAGCCUCACGACAACCGAUCGGCAAGGCGGCGCCGGACGAGGACGACAAGGCCGCCCUGAAGGAGGCCAAGGCGGCUCACUCGGUCGUGGAGCGGCGGUACCGCGACAACCUCAACGGGAAGAUGAGCCAGCUGUACUACGUGCUGAGGGAGGUGAACUCGCCGGGCCCGCACUCGCGGCUGUUGUCGAGCACCAACCCCAACGCCGCCACCACCACCACCACCCCGGCAAUCCCUGCGUUCCAGCCGCCCAGCAGGGUACGCAAGUCCGAGAUCCUCAACAGCGCCAUCGACUACAUACACCAGUCCGAGGUGGAGAUGCGGCACAUGGCCGACGAGAUCAAGCACCUGCAGGACAAGGAGCGGACCAUCCGCAACCUCGUCAAGUGCGAGGAAUGGUCGGUGCUCCGGGCACUCCUGAGUGUUUAAAUCCGGGGGUCAGUGGAUGCCUCCCCGCCUCUCUCUCUUGUCUGCGUGUAGAGGGAGAUGACUUUUGGAGCGCUCCAAAGGGGGCAAGGAGGAGGAUUCACUCGCCGUCUCGUGUUUUGUCGCCUUCUCUCCCAAUUUCGGGGGGGGUGGGUCGUGUGCAAAAUGCCGGAGGGAGGGCAAGGGUGGACAGGAGGCAGUCUUCAGCAAAGAGCACGAGCUACUAAAGGGAACGGAAUCGAAUGCAUGUGUGUGUGUACGUAUGGUUCACUGGCAAAGGCAGGCCAGAUUGUUUUUGGGGGGGUGUGUGUGUACAAGGGCCAAUUGAACGCGAGAUACGUAAACUGUCGUCUGGCCACGAUGGUUGGUGAGAGCGUCGGUUUCAAUUGUCUAUGGGAUUUGUUUGUCGACUCUCGAACCAUCACCUUUUGGGCUUUUGUUUUGUUUUGUUUAUUUUGGUGUAAUAUCAGAGGGCAUUUCCCACCAGGAUCCGAAUCAGCUCAUCAGACUCCGAACCAGACUCAAAAGACAGGUACGAGGAAG